AUGCCGUCGAAAAAACGGGCAACGCAUAGCAAUAGCGGUGAUGAGCCGCCAUCCACCUUGCAUCGUAUUCGCAACAUGUGGCAGUUCGCCAACUUGUGUCAGUGGAUAUACAUGUUUGGCAAGGCUGCGAAGAUUGAUGACGCGGUCGAUAUCGAGGAAGUCGAAGCAGAUUGCUUAAAACCACAACCGACCCUGCUCCCAGAUCUUGCACUGGCUUUGCUCAAGCUGGUGUCCACGCAUCGUGGACUGACUCCAGAUGUCAUGGAUGAUCACCUUCGAAGGCAAUAUUUAGCUAAAGCACCGAGACAGAACCCGUUUGGCAGCGAGACCGAUCCUGUUUCUUUUACCAGCCUGGACGUCUUUACCAAGCGUUACGAGCAGAUCAACGUUCUGCAAAAACUGACGCAAUGGACGAUGGUACAUCCGGAGCGCCUGCGGGAGAAAAUGGCAGAGCACAAGGAUACUGAGCAGUCUAAUUGGCGCAUCGAACCAUAUGGAUGGGACAAACACGACCGAGUGUAUUAUGUGUUGGACGACAACAGAAUAUACCGAUUUACAGAACCACAAAGCCCUGGCCCGCAACUGAAGCCCAAAAAGAUGAAGCAGUACCGGAUUGGUCGCCGAGCGAGCAAAAGACGACACACGGCAUCACCCAGUGAAGGCGGCGGCGAGGAUUUGAGUGACAGGCAAUAUGAUUCACAGCUUCCUGAAGAUGACCUUGGUGGAGGGACUUGGGAAUGCAUUGCCAUCACUUUGCAGGAAGCAAGGGCCUUUGUAGAAACAUUGGCAAAAACUCGUGAUGGAAACGAGAAAACACUUCGAAGACAACUCGAAACACAUUUAUUACCAAUCCUUGAAAAACAGGAGGAAGUAACGAAACGGAGAGAACUACAGCGAGAACGCGAGUUGCUAAGCCUGGCAAAGAUGGCAAACGCCAAAAGAUCAAGCCGAAUUGCCGACAAAGCAGAAAAAAAGAAAAGAGAUGUCGAGGAAAAAGAGGAACAACGCCAGAAAUUGGAAGCUGAGAGGGCUGAGCACCGUGAGAAGAUUGCCCGGCUCAAGCUUGAGAAAGAGCGCGAUUUUCGCAUACAGCACGUAUCUCCGAGCGACGCCUUCAUGCCGAAAUCCAGCGAAAUCAACAAGCCCUACAGGACAUUGGGCAAGAGGAUGAUGAUUGGGUCUUCGAUUGCGUUUGUGGAUUAUAUGGCCAGGUCGACGAUGGCACUCAUAGCGUUGCCUGUGAAUCCUGCAACGUUUGGCAGCAUAGCAAGUGCCUGGGGAUCUCUCAGGAUGAAGCAGAUCAACGCGAAUUCCGCUUCAUUUGCUUGUCUUGCAGGCGUCGAGAAGAUGACAAAAAUAAUUCGCCGAAGACUAUAA
Molecule: messenger RNA, 1377 nt
Organism: Metarhizium album ARSEF 1941
Lineage: Eukaryota; Fungi; Ascomycota; Sordariomycetes; Hypocreales; Clavicipitaceae
Product: PHD-finger domain-containing protein
Exons: 6
Coding region: 1-1377 (458 amino acids)
Biological process (GO): regulation of DNA-templated transcription
Cellular component (GO): RSF complex
Source: RefSeq, a predicted model, not a curated record